Messenger RNA from Rotaria sp. Silwood1, 1104 nucleotides. The record is from the annotation of a GenBank genome assembly. NCBI's taxonomy places the organism in Eukaryota, Metazoa, Rotifera, Eurotatoria, Philodinida, Philodinidae.
AUGCGUCGAUCUAAAACUCCAGUUCCAUAUGUACCACAAGGUGAUUUUCGACGGACAAUUUUACAAAUAUAUCAUGAUACAGCAGCCAAUGGUGCUCACUUUGGAAGAAAUAAAACAAUACAUAAAAUUAAACAACGUUAUUUUUGGCCAUCAAUGUACAAGGAUAUUAAUAAUUAUAUCAAAUCAUGUAUCCCAUGUGCACAAUUUAAUCCUCGUCGACAAAAAACUCCGGGUACUUUACAACCAAUACAACCACCUGAUGGAGUAUGGCAAUUAGUAGCUAUGGAUUUUCAUGGACCUAUUACACCAAUAUCUCAACGCGGCAAUAAAUAUAUCAUAUCUCUUACCGAUGUUUUAUCCAAAUUCGUUGUUACCAAAGCUGUACGUGAUAAUACAGCUCCAACAGCUGUUAGAUUUCUUAAAGAAGACGUUAUCGCAAAAUUUGGAACACCUCGAUGUCUUCUUACUGACAAUGGAACACAUUUUACAUCAACAUUAAUGAAUGAAUUAUGUAAACAAAUUGGUAUCACACACUUGUAUUCAACACCAUACCAUCCUCAAACUAAUGGUCAAGUUGAAAGAUAUAAUUCAACUAUGGACGCAAAAAUUGCAGCAUUAUCAAAUUUUAAGAAAACUGAUUGGGAUGAUCAAUUACCAUUUGUUACAUUUAAUUAUACUGCUACAAUUCAUUCAACUACAAAACAAAUACCAUUCCAAAUGAUGUACGGACGAUUACCAACAUUACCCUUCGAUUAUCAAGCCGAUAACGUCACAUUAUCAUAUGAUGCUGAACAUACCAUCAAACUCAAAAAUUUUUUGUCAAAAUUAAAUGAACAAGCCAAAUUAAAUAUUCUAAGGAAUCAAGCUCGAUACAAACAACAUUAUGAUAUUCAUCGUUCUGAUCCCUCAUAUAAUAUUGGUGAUUUAGUUCUUGUUAAAACACUCAACACCCGUCACAAAUUCGAUAUUCGUUAUGAAGGACCAUUUAGAAUUAUUAAACAAUUGACACCAAAAACAUUCAUUCUUCAACACGUCAAGAAACCAACUUUACAUCGUCAAGUUACAUCAGACGUGUUAUUACCAAUAUUUGAACGUAUUUAUUAG